Molecule: messenger RNA, 1452 nt
Organism: Capronia epimyces CBS 606.96
Lineage: Eukaryota; Fungi; Ascomycota; Eurotiomycetes; Chaetothyriales; Herpotrichiellaceae
Exons: 4
Coding region: 1-1452 (483 amino acids)
Source: RefSeq, a predicted model, not a curated record
AUGCCCAGCCGUAAGCGUGCUCCAAAGCGCAACCUGGUCCGCUGGUCUGAUGAUCUCGACAAAGGAGUUUUGCUUACACUUCAGUAUGCUGCUGCAGAGUCGGGCAUGAAGCUUCCAUGGGCUAGGGUGGCUGAAAUCAUGGGUCCCAGGUUUACCGAGGGCUCUAUUGUCCAACAUCUCGCCAAACUGCGCACCAUCAUGAACGCAGAGGGCCUUCCAGUGCCGCCACCUCUGCGACGUGGUAUGGUGACCAAACCCCCCUCGAAGGUGUACCCGAAUGCCGUGAGCAAGAACAAAUACGAGUCUGUUUCCCCAAUGUAUAGCGGAUCGCCAGAGCCCAUGACAAAGGACUGCUCCAUAUAUGGCCGACCAAAGAGAAACCCUAGCGAAGAUGCAGAAGAGUCUGCCAAAGGAAAGGGAAAGGCCCGGGCGAAAUUUUCUCGUCACGGUAUGAGUGAGGAAGAUGAGGACGAGGAGUCUGUUCCAGAGCUGUAUGACAGCGACGAAGACGAUUAUGUGACCAAAAAGAAGGCCCGAAAGUCCAAGGGCAAGGCGACCAAGGUCAAAGCUGAAGUGCAGGACCCUCCUUCGACGCCGAUAGGGCAGACUAUCAAGGCUGAACAGAGCGACGAGUCCAAAUUCAGCGCAAUCGCCGCCGAAGUCGUUGGGCCAGCAAGCCGUACGCGUGGUAUCAAGCGUGACUAUGCUGUUAUGGAAGCGACCCCUUCUGAAGACGAGGCGGAGAAGGUGCAGACUGCGGCCGGUGAAUAUGGAGAAGAUGGAGCAGAUGGCGAAGAUGGUGAAGAUGGAGAAGUCGCCGAUGAUGCUGAAGACGAGCUGUCGAGUGAGGAAGAGACAGAGAUCAUGGACCAAGAUGGACAGACCGCCGCUGAUGUUGCCCACCCGGAAUCCAUGAUAGACUUUACUCAGCAGUUCCCAAUGGUGGCAAACGUCCCAUACGGUCAGAUCCACAUGGUCGAUGCCCUUGCUGCCAACGUCAACAAUACAGAGGCGUCGAUGUUCCCUAACUCCGCAGGCUUGUACCAUCCCAAUUUUCUCGGGGCCUCAUUCCAGGGACUUUCGUAUGGUGGACCAUUUGGAGCUCCUGCCCAAUUCCCGUUUGGCGGAUUGCCAAUAAUGAACCCGGUCGCGCCAGCAGCAUACUAUGGUCCUAGUCUUGCAGCCAACACAGUGGUCCCUUAUGCCGAUUCGUCCUAUGGUUCAACCCGCAACAACUCAGUCGCCACUGCAAAGUCAGUGCCGUCUCUUGCAUCUCAGUCUGAUAUCGAGGCAAGUCUCAGCGGGACAGCCAGCAACGAUCUUGCCGGAUCCAAUCGCCAGGUCCAAUCAUCUGACGCCACUGGUAACUUUGACAUGGCUGCCAGCAUGCCAUCGGAAGACAUGGCUUGGAACGACAACCUUGGUACCGGAUGGCUUCAGGACGAUUUCUGA